UCUGAUAGUAGACGAUAUUGAAUUUUUAUUUCAAAAUAAACAUAACCUAAUAAAUAUUCUACAAUUCUAUGAAACAUUCGUUCAUGAUAACAUAUUGUUACGUUAAAUAUAAUAGUGACAUUAUUAUAGUGAAUAGAUAGAAUAAUUAUAGUGCAGUAUAGUGCACUAUUAUCUAAUUAUUAAAAAUAGGAUAUUUUUCAUGUAAAAUUUUUUAAUACUAAUUUUUGAAUUUACAUAAAAAUAUGUAUAUUAUAUAAACUUUAAUUUUAAUUUAAUAAUAAAUUUUAUUUGUAUUAUUUCUUAUAUAUUGUUAUUUAAAAUAAUUGAAAUAAAUUAAAAUAAAUUAAACAAUUAUCACUAAUAUUUAUUGAGACGUAUAUAUAUAUUCAUAGAAUAUUCACGUUUAUUAAAAUGAAUCAUUAAGGCAAAUCAACAAUUCGUGAACAUUGUUCGCAAUAUUUUGUCAAUGUAUUGUAUUCGUUAUAGUCAAUGUAUAGUAUAUCGUUCACAAAAAUGUCUAUAUUACAUAAUAUAAUUUAUGAACUGUUGCAAAUUAUUCGUGAAUAACAAUAUGAAAUUUUAUUUGGUUAAAAUAAUCAAACCAAAUGACAAUGCUGUUAUGAUGACAAAUAUUGCAACUUGAAUUAUUAGCUAACAAAUUAAUGAUUAACAAUAUUAACAAUUUUAUACUGUUAUAAUUUAUGUUUAUGAAUAAUUAAUUCCGUAAAUAAAUUAAUAUAUGAAAAAAUAUCUUAUUUUUAAAUUUUAGAAUUGUGAAUUUAAUUCUAAUUCCCUAAAGUUUUAAUCAUAUGAUUUUGUUUGUAUUCGAUAACUCGAUUCAGUCAUUAAGUUGCCAGCAAAUAGUAUAAAAUAGUCAGGAAUGACAUAGAAAGUAGAAGAGUGGGAGAGCAAUGUUAUACAAAUAUUUUAUUGUGAUGUAAUUUUCAUAUCAUUCUAGAAAUAGUUUAAUAUUUCAAUACAGUAACGUGCAAUGUCACUUUUUUAAACUCUUACGCUAUUGCUGACCAUUUUACUCCGCUUACUAAAAAAAGUUCCAGAAUUGCAAUUCUAAUAUUUAUAAAAAAUAUCAUCGUAUUAUCUUUUUUAUGUUUGAAGUAAUUGUGCAUAUAAUACACAACACGAGGAUUAAUAUUUAAGAUAUUCUAUUACAUUAAUUUUAUUACAUCAUGGAAAAAACAGGUUUAUUAGUUUUAACAAAUCCUGCGAGAAUAACACAAUUAUUACCAAUUAUCAAGAAACAUGUAUCAGAAACUUUAUAUAUUCAAUAUUUACCGUGCAAGAAUAUUUUUAGUGAAAUAUUGCAUAUAGAUUAUACAUGGGGAAUAAAUCGUUUCGCUCAAGCAAUUUCCAAUAUUUAUAUCUAUACAUCUUCUAUAUCUGAUCAACUUGAUAUUCGUGUGUUACUUACAAGUAUAAAAGAACGUCAUAUACGAUUACAUACUAAGAAACAUGUGGAAAUAGUUAUUUUUGAUCAAAAUUGUAGCAAAAGCCAAGCUGAUAAAUUCAUCGAAAGAUAUUUAUUUUCCAGUUUUAUUACUUGUGUUAUUCCUACUGAUGAUUUGGAAUUAGAAAAAACUAAAAAAUAUCCAUUACAUUUUCAUGGAUUAUUUUUUGAUGUUAAUGAAAAAAAAAAUGAUAAAAAUGAUGUUAAUGAAAAAAAAAACGAUAAAAAUGAUGUUAAUGAAAAAAAAAAUGAUAAAAAAACUUAUAAGAAUGUAGUACUUGGUGGUACAUUUGAUCGAAUACAUAAUGGUCAUAAAAUAUUUUUAAGUGAAGCUUUAUUACGUUGUACAGAAAAACUUACAAUUGGUGUAACUGAUCAAUCUAUGUUGUCUGGAAAAUUAUUAUGGGAAUUAAUAGAACCUUGCUCCUUAAGAAUGUUUAAUUUGGAAGAAUUUUUAAAAGAUAUAGAUAGUACUAUAAAAUAUGAAAUUGUGGCUAUAAAUGAUUUAUAUGGUCCAACUAAAUAUGAUUCCACAUUUGAAAUGAUAGUAGUUAGUGAAGAAACAAAAAAUGGUGCAGAUAAAAUAAAUGAAUUAAGAGUAAAAAAAAACUUAAACAAAUUAGAUAUUCAUGUUAUAAAAAUUAUAACUGAUGAGCAUCAUAAAGAACAUGAAGAAAAUAAAAUCAGUUCUAGUAAUCAAAGAAUACGAUUAUUAGGAACAAAACUUUACGCUCCUCGAAUUGAAAAUAAACCUUUGAAACCUUACAUUAUUGGUUUGACUGGUGGUAUAGCAAGUGGGAAAUCAUCAGUAGCUGAGAAAUUAAAAAAAUUAGGUGCUGCUCUUGUUAAUUGUGAUAAAAUAGCACAUGAUUUAUAUUUACCUGGUAAUAAGUGUUUUGAUGAAAUUGUUAAUAAUUUUGAUUCUACUAUUUUAAAAUCCGAUGGAUUUAUUGACAGAAAAAUACUUGGACAUAUAGUAUUUAAUGAUAAAAAUCAAUUAAACAAAUUAAAUGAAAUUCUUUGGCCCAUGAUUUUAGAAGAAGCAAAAAAACAGAUAAAUGACUUUAAUACAAAAGGAUUUGAUAUAAUUGUAAUGGAAGCUGCUGUUUUAAUUCAAGCAAAGUGGCAACACGAAUGUCAUGAAAUCUGGACUUGCAUUAUUCCACAAAAAGAAGCUAUACAACGAAUAAUGGAAAGAAAUACAUUAACAGAAACUGAUGCAAAAUUAAGAGUUCAAGCUCAAUUAAAUAAUAAAGAUCAAGUUGAUGAAGCUAAUGUUGUAAUAUGCACUUUAUGGAGUCAUGAAAUUACUGAAGGACAAGUGCAAAAAGCUUGGAAUGAAACAAUGGCAUUUUUAAAUAAUCAACAAAAAAAUUGAAUUUUAUUAUUACAAAAUUAUAGUUAAAAUUGUUAAAGUUUUAUAGAUUAUUUUAUAUUAUAUAUUAUUAUGUUAUAUUUUAUAUAUUAUUAUUUUUAUAGAUAUUUAUAGAAAUAUUGUUUAUUAUUUUAAUAGGUUGUAUACAAAUUAUAUAAUAUAUUUAUUAUAUUUGAGAAAA
Apis cerana (Asiatic honeybee) is the source of this 3021-nucleotide messenger RNA. It is a transcript of the gene Ppat-Dpck, whose product is annotated as Bifunctional Phosphopantetheine adenylyltransferase - Dephospho-CoA kinase. Lineage: Eukaryota; Metazoa; Arthropoda; Insecta; Hymenoptera; Apidae. Gene Ontology annotation, biological process: coenzyme A biosynthetic process. The record is from RefSeq and is a predicted model, not a curated record. Gene Ontology annotation, molecular function: dephospho-CoA kinase activity; ATP binding.